Molecule: messenger RNA, 1233 nt
Organism: Oncorhynchus gorbuscha (pink salmon)
Lineage: Eukaryota; Metazoa; Chordata; Actinopteri; Salmoniformes; Salmonidae
Product: prostaglandin D2 receptor 2-like
Exons: 5
Biological process (GO): inflammatory response; positive regulation of cytosolic calcium ion concentration; phospholipase C-activating G protein-coupled receptor signaling pathway
Cellular component (GO): plasma membrane
Molecular function (GO): complement receptor activity; G protein-coupled receptor activity
Source: RefSeq, a predicted model, not a curated record
CUCCUCCAGACCAUGCUGGACCACUCUCUAAACAACAACACGGGGGUCAACCUGGUGGUGGUGUGGGUCCACGGCCUGGUCUCCUGUCUGGGUAUCCUGGAGAACGCUCUGGUCCUCUGGGUGGUCGGCUUCCGCCUGCGCCGCCGGACCGUGGCCUCUGUCUGGGUUCUCAACCUGGCCCUGUCAGACUUCCUGGCUACGCUGACCCUCCCUCUCUUUACACACUACCUGCACUCCUCACACAGCUGGGAGCUGGGAGGUCCGCUGUGUACGGCCCAGUCCUCAGUCUUCUUCCUCAACAUGUUUGUCUCAGCCUUCCUCCUGGCGGCCAUUUCUCUGGACCGCUGUCUCCUGGUGGCGCGGCCCGUCUGGAGUCAGAACCACCGCUCCAUCAGCGCCGCCUGGAAGGUGUGUGCUUUGGGCUGGUUGUGGGCGGCGGCCAACACCUUCCCUUACUUCCUGUUCCGGGCGGUGACGGAGAAGACGGACGGAAGGAAGCUCUGCUACCACCAUUUUGGAUUGUACUCGUCGCCAGGGAAGCUGGAGAGGGACUGUAGGGUACGGCAGGCGGCGACCGCCGUGUCCAAGACGUUCCUGGCGUUCCUACUCCCCCUAGUGGUGAUUGCAGGGAGCUACGCCCUCUUUGGCAUCAGUCUGAGCCAGAGGAGGAAGAGGAGGAGGAAUAACAGCAGUAGUAGACUCACUGGGGCUUUGAUUGUUACCAACGUGGAACGUAGAGAGUCAAAACCCAACACAAACACCAAAAGCUCCACCCCCAACCCAAAAGGCUCCACCCCUACCUCCACCUCCGUCAAAUUGUCUUCUAGACGGACCGAGCCCGGCCUAUCCCGUGGCUUCACCAAAAUGGUGACAUCAGUCAUCGCGACGUUUGCCCUCUGCUGGGCGCCUUAUCACGUGUUCUGCCUCAUUGAGGUUGCUGCACAGUACUGGCCGACCAAGGUCGUGUUGGUGGAGGUGGGGUUGCCAAUAGCGACGACCUUUGCCUUCCUGAACCCCGUGUUAAACCCGGUGCUGUACGCGUUCAGCUGUCCCAACUUCUGCAUCCGGAUCAGACAGAGUCUGGGGGCGCUGAUGGAGGGACUGGUGGAGGAGGGAGGGAUGGGUGGAGUAGGAGAGGGGGGGCUGGGGUUGAGUAGAUCAUCUGCCUCCAUCAACCACAACUUCAAAGCCAGUUGUGGAGACCUGGAGCAGGGAGAGGACCCUCUGAACUGA